AUGUUGAUCUUGAGUUCCUUCGGUAGUUCGAUACUCGAUAAUCAAUUGGACUCUGGAGGGAAAAAUUAUACGGUUCCAAUGGCUCCAAAACAGCCAAAUACAGGACUCUUUGUGGGUCUAAACAAAGGGCAUGUUGUCACCAAGAAGGAGUUAGCACCUCGUCCUUCUGACAGAAAAGGGAAAACAAGCAAGAGAUCACACUUUGUGAGAAACCUUAUCAGAGAGGUUGCUGGAUUUGCUCCUUAUGAGAAGAGAAUCACUGAGCUUCUCAAGGUUGGAAAGGACAAACGUGCCCUCAAAGUGGCAAAGAGGAAGUUGGGGACCCACAAGAGAGCAAAGAAGAAGCGUGAGGAGAUGUCCAGUGUUCUUCGCAAGAUGAGGUCUGGUGGAGGUGCUGAGAAGAAAAAGUGAGAUUGAAAAGAUAAAGAUUUGUCUUUUGAAUAGAGUAGUGGUUUUGGUAUUUAUUGAAAAAACCUUCUUGUAUUAUCUUUUUUGGAUUUGAAAAAACUCGUGGUUCACUUUCUAUUUGCAAAUUUUGAUAUACCAACAGAUGUAUCAGAACAGAAACUUUUUUAUGCAAGAUCGAUCAAUAGAUGUCCUUAGAUUUGUAGGAAGUAUUAUAAUGAAGGUUUAAAAGUACGGAAUUGUGCCUAGAGGCAUUUACUUUAACCUCACUUGGUGGAAUUACAUAUUAUUUUUAAAGACUAUAGUCGAACACCAAGAAAAA
Messenger RNA from Lactuca saligna, 727 nucleotides. NCBI's taxonomy places the organism in Eukaryota, Viridiplantae, Streptophyta, Magnoliopsida, Asterales, Asteraceae. The record is from the annotation of a GenBank genome assembly.